Messenger RNA from Calidris pugnax (ruff), 827 nucleotides. RefSeq names its product calcium binding protein 7 (gene CABP7). The record is from RefSeq and is a predicted model, not a curated record. The coding region runs from base 1 to 654 and encodes 217 amino acids. Gene Ontology annotation, molecular function: calcium ion binding. The transcript is spliced from 5 exons. Lineage: Eukaryota; Metazoa; Chordata; Aves; Charadriiformes; Scolopacidae.
AUGCAGAACAGGAUCACUGGGAUCCUGCUUCCAUCACCUCCCUGCCUGGACACGGUAUCACCUGCUGUGGGGACACUGGGCAUCUUCAUGGUCCUGCUGGGCAUCGUGGUGCUGGAGAUCCGUGAAGCCUUCAAGGUGUUUGACCGGGAUGGGAACGGCUUCAUCUCCAAGCAGGAGCUGGGCACGGCCAUGCGCUCCCUGGGCUACAUGCCCAACGAGGUGGAGCUGGAGGUCAUCAUCCAGCGCCUCGACAUGGACGGUGAUGGGCAGGUGGACUUUGAGGAGUUCGUGACGUUACUGGGGCCCAAGCUGUCCACCUCGGGCAUCCCGGAGAAGUUCCACGGCACAGACUUUGACACUGUCUUCUGGAAGUGUGACAUGCAGAAGCUGACGGUGGACGAGCUGAAGCGGCUGCUGUACGACACCUUCUGCGAGCACCUCUCCAUGAAGGACAUCGAGAACAUCAUCAUGACGGAGGAGGAGAGCCACAUGGGCACGGCCGAGGAGUGCCCUGUCGACGUGGAGACCUGCUCCAGCCAGCAGAUCCGGCAGACCUGCGUGAGGAAGAGCCUCAUCUGCGCCUUCGCCAUCGCCUUCAUCAUCAGCGUGAUGCUCAUCGCCGCCAACCAGGUGCUGCGCAGCGGCAUGAAGUAGCCGGGGGCCAGGACCCCCCCCCAGCGCCUGCCUCCGGCCACCGACGGGGAGCCACACCGACAGCGGGGAGUAUAGAGAUUAUAUAUCUAUAUAUAUAUACACACACACAUACUGGAAUCAGCCACAACUCCCCCCCCCGGGGAGGGGGGCAAACCCGAGGGGGGAGGACCCGC